This is a messenger RNA of Gossypium raimondii (Peruvian cotton), 6087 nucleotides long. RefSeq names its product glutamate receptor 1.2. Gene Ontology annotation, cellular component: plasma membrane. The coding region runs from base 3009 to 5567 and encodes 852 amino acids. The transcript has 10 exons. Gene Ontology annotation, molecular function: ligand-gated monoatomic ion channel activity; signaling receptor activity. Lineage: Eukaryota; Viridiplantae; Streptophyta; Magnoliopsida; Malvales; Malvaceae. The record is from RefSeq and is a predicted model, not a curated record.
ACUUUCAGUGGGGCUAAUUUUACGUUUAAGCCCAGGACAAAAAUCACGCUUUUAGUCAGGUCUUUAUUCCAUGUGAAAGCAAAUUUGACCCAAGCAGUUCCAGCCGGGAACCUUCCGUUCACCAGAUUUGUGGAGAAUUGAUGGAUGUUUUACAUUGGGAUGGAACCCUUUCUGCAAAGGAUUUCAGAAUUGGUGCUUUCGCGUUUGCUCAGAAAUGGGAAAGUUGUAACUUAGCUUUUCCCCCAUGGUCGUGGCUUCCUUGUCCUAAACACCCUUGGCUUGCUCCUCCUGAGGAGGAGGGUUACUUGUCACUUGAAAAGAUAUGCAUUUCCAGGCCAAAUGAGGAAGAAGAUAUUGAUCAAAUUAGUCAAAUUGACACGGGGAAGAAGAGACCUGUUGCUCAAGAAAUGAAGAUAUUCUUGAUGACGCCACAUUGGUUCAAAGCAAUCAUCAUGAAUUACAUUACUGUGACUUUCAUAUAGUGUACAGUAGUACAUUUAGGGUUCCAGUGCUAUAUUUUCGUGCUUACUGCAGCGGUAAGUUCUCUUGAUGCUGUCACUUCCUACCUCAAGAUAGUCAUUAUUUUCCAUGUCAACUUGCGAUAGAACAUACUCGUUGACAUAGUUUAGCUUGUUUGUAUGACUUAAAUGCAUGAUAUAUCUUAUAUUUGAGAAACCUAACUUGGAAUAAACUGAUGAUAUGUGCUCUUUCAAACUAAUGAUUUCUGUUUAUUUUUUAGAUUACCAUUUUCGUCAAUUACUUUUAGUUUGUUGCUAUGCGCUUGAGCAUUUGGGUUUAUAGUAGGUUCGUGUAUCCUCUUCUCAAAGAGCUAGUUUCAUAUCCCUUCUCUCUCCAAAUUUGGAUGGGGCUAAAAGACCAAAGAGAUAACAGUUAUACUCUAUGCUUUGCUGCAUGCUUUGUUAACUGAUCAUGAAAAUGGGUCAUCCGAUUUGAAGGAUUGAAAUUGUUCAAAAUAAACUGUUGCUUGUCUUGCAGCUGGGAAUUUAUAUCAUAUUCUAAACUUAUGGAACUCUCAGUUCCUGAAAAUUUGUGGUGGUCGUGUAAUGUAAUUAUGGAUCUCAUAAAUCUUGCUUAGUGUAUCUGAAAUGCAAGUCCUAGCAUUGAUUCAUGGAUGAAUUUAUGCUUUACAUGUUUUCAUUGUCUAUGAUCUGUUCACUUUUCAAUUGUCUUCAACAAAUAAUCUUGUGAAGGAUGAUAGGUGAUUCAAUUAUUGAUGGCUACAUGCUAACGAAAUUAACCUCAGACAAGUUUUGCUUUGCUAAGAUGUGAUUUGGCAACUUGAGGCUAUUAGAACUAACUUAGAGUAGGUGCUGAUAAGCUUAGUUAUUAGAAUUAUCUGUCAGUUGUCAUCAAACAGGGCACCAAACAAAUAAAGUCAUGUUCAUGUAAGCUUAACAGUAUGAAAUUUUAUUGCAGCAGGACAGACCCUGUGCUGAGGAAUCCCUUCAUAUAGCAUAAUUGCACCUUAUUGAAUAACAAAAGCUGUUAGUAGCAAGUAAUUGUUUAAUUAAGGGAUUAUGUCAGGUCAUUUGUAAUGCUUCUCUGGUUGGUGACUUUGUCUUAUAUAUAUAUAUAUAUAUUAGUAUCUGGUUUAUGUUGAUGGCGGACCAAGGAAACAGGUUGUCAUAUUCUUGCUUCCUUUGAAUGCAUGGGUUUAUGCAGGUGUAUAUAGAUGAAAUCUGGCUUUAAAUUAUUCGAUUCAAUAUUUAUUUGAAGAGUAUAAGUGAGAUAUAUAUUAUACCAUUUAUAGAUGGAAGACCUUUGCCAUUGGAUGAAAUAGAAAAGGAGCUCCCUGCAUGCGCUUCAAAGGAAUUGUCAAAAAAAUGGACAUUCAUAACUCAAGAGGAACAUCCAUACUUGAAAAGACCAUGGUACAAAUUACAUCCAUGUGGGACUGCUGAGUGGAUGAAGUUGCUUUUUCUCAGUGACACUGCUAACCCUAAAUUUGAAGUGGUGCUGGAACUAUAUCUUCUAUCAUGGUUCUCAGUUGUUGGCCAAGUGUUUGGUCUUAGAAUCUCUUUUAAAAUCUCAAACUAGGGCUGAUAGUCAAAUUUUACCGUAGGUUCUACCACCAUUGAAUCCCAUAUUACAAGUGUUUGUUCUAUUUUUCUUCAUCUUUUAAAUAUAAAAGGAUUGCUACAUCUUCCAGCUAGUUUGAGAACUCAAUUCUACCAAUACAUCAUAUCCAUACUGGAAAAUGAAAAGCAUACAUUAUAUGCAUAAUACAUAUAUAUAGUCCUCGUCAUCUAUUAGCUUCAAGCAGAGGUUAACUGGGGACGGGACAAUAUUAGACAUGAUGCACAAAAAAGAUCACAUGAAUGUAUGAAUCUCUCAAAAUCCAUGUAAAUGAAUAUAAAACGUGAUUAAACACGUCAAAACUGAAAUGUAUUAAACAUGAUUUAUGGCAUUACUAAAUACACAAACAAGACAAAUAUGCGAACUGUUAGUUCUAAGUAGAGCAGGGAUGACUAUGUUUAAGAAAGUAAAUAAAUAACUAAAUACACUGGCGGUUAAGCGUUGAGCUUGUGAUUAUUAUUAACAUGGAACUACUCAGCCACUGAUAGCAGUAAUUCCGCGACAGGGAAACACAAACCGAUAGCAGUAAAUAAAUAGCUAAAGACGAAUUAUUGUUUAAAAACCCAAAGGAAAUUUGUUAGCUGUUAUUUUGGUCUUUGAGCUUUUUCCUGGGAAAUUUAUCAGAUGAACCACGACAUUGAAACCAUUGCUUCCAGGAUUCCCAGUUGUAAUUAAUACAAUAUAUUAUGUUUUGAAGUUUAAUCUAUAAAUACGUGGUUCAAAUUUAUCGGUCAACUAAAAGAAGAAGAAUAUCUCUUAGCGUCAAGUCAACUGUUCAUGUUGGACUGAGUCACGCUGGGAGUCGGUCACGUAUAGUGUAGUCAAUCUCAUGUAUUCUUCGAAUCAUAGAUGAAGGAAUAAAGUAGUCCUUACAGGCAGACUAGAGUUUCGGAAAACUGCUUUUUGGCUGCAUGGAUUUCGCAAGAAAGGCUAAGUGGACCUUCUUUGUAGUUACAACCUUGUUUAGUCUUGUACAACCAUUGUCAACCAAUCAUACAAGUAUCAAUGAUACUGCCAUAGAAAUGAUUCAUGUAGGGUUGAUUCUUGAUGCGCAAUCUUGGGUGGGAAAAAUUGUUGAUAGCUGCAUUUCCAUGGCUAUAUCCGAUUUUUACAGUCAGAAUUGUCACUAUCAAACAAAACUAGUUGUGCAUACCAGAGAUUCUGGGGGUGAUCCGUUGCUUCUUCUAUCCCAAGCCUUGGUUCUCUUGGAAAAUUUCAAAUUGGAUGCCAUUAUUGUUGCGGAAAAUUCAGCUGGAGUGAAGAUUUUAGCGGAGUUGGGAUCUAGAGUAAAAAUUCCAAUUAUUUCACUCUUCGCAGCUGGUCUAUCUUUGUCCUCCUUUGAGUAUCCUCAUUUAAUUCAAAUUGGUGAAGAUGAGUCUUCUCGAGACAAAGCCGUCGCUGCCAUUGUUGAAGCAUUCAGUUGGAGAAGUGCUAUCCUCAUUUAUGAAGAUAAUGAUUCUGCAAGACCAAUCCUUUCUAGUGUGACUGGUUUUCGUCUUGAUCAGCAUGUUGCCCUUCUAACAUCAUCUACUGAUGAAGAAAUCGUUGAGCAGCUCAUGAAGCUCAGGAGUUUGCAGAUGACUGUAUAUGUGGUGCAUAUGUCACCUAUUCUAGCAUCUCGACUUUUCUUAAAUGCUAAACAGCUUGGAAUGAUGACUCAAGGGUAUGCUUGGAUAACAACUGAUAUGAUUACUAAUUUCAUGAAUUCAAUGGAUCCAUCAGUCUUUGAGUCAAUGCAGGGGGUGGUAGGAUUCAAACCUCACAUUCCGGCAUCAAAGGAGCUUCGCAGGUUCGCAAUCAGGUGGAGGAGUAAAAACUUGAAUGAAAAUAAAAAUUUAGAAGAAAUGGAGAUGAAUGUGUAUGGCAUAUGGAGCUAUGAUAUGGUUUGGGCUGUGGCAACAGCAGCGGAAAGGGUGAUGACUCGACAUCCUCAUAUCCUACACCAAGAAACCAGAUUGAAUAUGAACUUCACCACUAUUCGGUCCUCAGAAAGUGGUUUGGUAUUUAUGGAUGAGAUAUUACAGAGUAGAUUCAAGGGAAUAAGUGGUGGCUUUCAACUUACUAAUGGCAGGCUGAUCCCAAAGGAAUUACAAAUUGUAAACGUAUUCAAGGGAGAAAGGAUAAUUGGUUACUGGAAUCCAGGAAAUGGAAUCACCUCAUUGAUGAAGCAAGAAAACCAUAAUGAGACGAAUUUGACAUCAUCUAGUAAGCUUGAAAGUGUUAUUUGGCCUGGAGGAACUAUGAACAUUCCGAAAGGUUGCUCUCUACAUGGCAAGAGGCUGAGGAUUGGGGUUCCAGCAAAUAAUGGAUUCAGAGAAAUAAUUAGCGUGACUCGUGAUCCCCGAACAAAUGAAACAACUGUAACUGGAUAUUGUGUUGAUGUGUUUAAGGAAGCCGUUCAAAGUUUAGGUUACGAAGUACAUUAUGAUUUUAUCCCGUUUGAAGAUGCCAACGGACAAAUGGCAGGAACUUACAAUGAUCUUAUCCUUCAGGUUUAUUAUAAGAAUUACGAUGCUGUUAUGGGGGAUACAACGAUCCUUGCCAGCAGAUUCCCAUAUGUCGAUUUCCUGAUGCCUCUUUCCGGAGAUCUGUGGAUAACAACUGCUGCUUUCUUUAUUCUAACUGGACUUGUGAUUUGGUUUAUUGAACGUCCCAUCAAUGAGGAGUUCCAAGGCUCACUAUGUGAGCAAAUAGGAAUGAUCUUUUGGUACUCUUUCUCAACUCUUGUAUUUGCCAACAAGGAGAAGCUGUUGAGCCACUUGUCAAAGUUUGUAGUGAUAAUAUGGGUGUUUGUUGUGCUUAUUAUAACCUCAAGCUAUACUGCAACUUUGGCUUCCAUGUUAACAGUUCAACAGGUUGAAUUGAACUUAAAACAGGACUAUGUAGGUUAUCAUUGUGGUUUUUUGCUUUCAAGAGCCGUUAGCAACUUAAAUUUCAAAAAUCCCAGGUUAAAGCCGUACAAAUCUGCAGAAGAAUAUGCCGAUGCUUUAGGAAGGGGAAGUAACAAUGGUGGUGUGUCAGCCAUUGUUGAUGAAAUACCAUACCUUAAAGUAUUCCUUGCCAAGUACCCUUCUGAUUACACCAUUAGUAAAUCCAAUACUACAACAGGCGGUUUUGGCUUUGUUUUCCCUAAAGGUUCCCCACUUGUCCAAGACAUAUCGAGUGCAAUUAUGAGGCUAAGAGAGGAAGAAAAGCUGCAGUUGAUGGAAAAUAAAUGGUUUCGCAGUACUAAAUCAAUUUUCACAGACCAGGACACAAGAAGUAAUCCCAGCAGGCUAAACCUUCAUAGCUUUGGGGGUUUAUUUCUUGUUACUGGAAUCUCUUCAACUUCAGCUCUGCUCCUAUGCCUAUUUCAGAAAACUCGAGCCAUAAUAAUCCGUAAGUUCAAAUUCUUCCUCAACUCCAUGGACUCUGUAAAAGACUACUUGAAAGUUAGAUAUAUUACGACGCUUACCAUACUUUUUAACUAGUGGGCUACUGUGUACAAAUUUUAUAUUCUGUUCCUUUAUUGGGUUUGUAUAAUAACUGCAAUUUUAUGAUUUUUUUUUUUUUGGUUCUUAUUUUUCAAAAAUAAUGUUUAUUUUUAUAUCAAAAUAUGGGAACUGGCAAGUGGGUUACAACAGUAUGUAGGAACUGGCAAGUGUUUGUAUGUAUAAUAGCCUCACGGUGGGCUGUUAAGGAUGGUCUAUCUAUCGCAUGGGAUCGCGGAUAGAAGAAAGUUAUAGUCGAAAGUGAUAGCAUGAGAAUGGUACGGCAAAUCUCUGAUUCUUCCAAGCAAAUACACUCCCUGGCGUGAGUUCGUAAUGAGGUAAGGCUACUAAACAUCUCAAGGGAUGCAAACAGAGUAGCAGAUAAUGUAGCAAAAGUUGAGGCUGUCAGUGAUGCCACUCUACACUGCUUCGAGCAACCAUUGCCAGGGUCUUGCAUGCUGCUUAGAAAUGAUGUUUUUUUUAUUAUAUUAUACAUUGGUAUUGGAGUCUUUUUAACAGA